This is a messenger RNA of Aphanomyces astaci, 711 nucleotides long. RefSeq lists its product as hypothetical. The record is from RefSeq and is a predicted model, not a curated record. Bases 1 to 711 code for a protein of 236 amino acids. The transcript has 3 exons. Lineage: Eukaryota; Oomycota; Saprolegniomycetes; Saprolegniales; Verrucalvaceae.
AUGCGGUUACCACCAGUGCUUCGGAACCGCGAUGUCGUGCUUCUCUUAACUGCACUGCUAGAGCAAUGUCAUGGUGAUUUUGAUACGUUCUUGGACACCCUCGAAGUCUUGAUUGGAGUUAACGUACUGCGCCUGCGAGCGCCGCGCCCCCUAAUCAACUACAACAACAACUUCGACCGGCACAUGGAUGCUGCCACCGCCCGCACCAAGUUUCGAUUUUCGAUCGACCAACUUGCCGUUCUAUGUGUAAAGCUGCGACUGCCAGAGUUCACGGUCACGCCAUGGCACGACAAGGUCGACACAGUUGAAGCAGUUGCCAUCGUAUGCCGACGGAUGGCAGAGACUUGUCGAUUGUACACAAUCGCAUCUGAAUUUGGACGAUCGUUGGAGGCCUGCAGUCGAAUCAUCAAUGCUGUGGUGAACGCAAUCUAUCGAAAGUGGCACGAUGUGAUGUACUUCCAUGAGCGUCUGACCGCACUGCGUGCAGAUUCGUACGCUGAAGCCAUUGAAACCAAGAGCGGCCUCCGCGGAAUGAAGACAUGCAUUGCCUUCAUUGAUGGUACCAAGCAGUUUAUCAGCCGCCCAACUCCACGACCCACGGCAUCGGAGCCCGAGAACCUCCAGCGCGUGUUUCCGUCCCCGACGGCAUCAUCGUCGGCAUGUACGGGCCCGUUGAAGGCCGACGCCACGACUCGACGAUGCUUUCAAUGA